AUGAUAUAGAGUUUAAGAGUACAUACCAAUUUUCAUAAGUAAAUGGAAAAAUUAAAAGGAUUUUUGGUUUCCACUCAUACAAUUUCACCUAUUGAGGCUGAAUAACCACUUAGGAAAACUUAAACUCCUUUAAUUGGAUAAUUAUAAUAAUCCAUAUAAUUUAGUGAUGAGGAAGAAUAAAGUGAAAAUAUCUAAGAAAUUGAUGUUAAAUCAACAAAUUUUAAAGAUGAAUUUGUUUUAGGAAGAAAGUUAGGUGAAGGCACACAUGGAAUAGUAAAAUUGUGUUGGAAAAAAGACAAUCCAUCUAUGUUAUAUGCUGUAAAAAUAAUUAAAACAAUUGAUGAAGAGCAUUUGGAAAUAGUUAGAUAAACAUUUAUUAAUUCUACAAUCAUCAAAAGUCCUUACAUAGCAAAAUGUUAUAAAUUAUAUAUAGAUAUCAAUGUAAUUUAUAUGUUAAUGGAAUAUGUACCAUAUUAAAAUUUAUAAACUAUCUUAUAAGUGUAAAUAAAGUUAAAAGAAUAAGAUGUAUAAAAAAUAGCUAAUGCAUUAUUAAAAAGUGUGAGAUGUUUACAUAGUUGUGGAAUAUGUCAUAGAGAUAUUAAACCAGAUAAUAUAAUGAUCGAUACGAAGUAUUUCAAUAGUUAUUCAAAGUGAUUUUUCAGUUAAAUUAAUAGAUUUUGGUGUUUCUAGAAGAUUUGUAACUUAUAAUAAUAGCACUUUUCGAUAUAUAAGAAAGUCAAUGUUGACUAUAACUGGAAAUCUUAAUUAUCGUGCACCUGAAAUAAUGUUUAGUCAAUCUUAUGGAUAUAAUCAAUAGAUUGAUUUAUGGGCUAUAGGUGUUACACUAUAUCAAUCUUUAACAGGAUCUUUACCAUUUAUUUCUGAUAAUACAGCAGAUAUCAUAGCUUAAUUAUCUAAUAGGUAUGUAUUCAAUUUAAUAAUAAUAAAAUUAGUAAUUCAUUAUAACAAGCAUUCCAAUAAGAGUCUUUCUUAAAAUUAUCAUCAAGUUGUAGAGAUCUGAUUAAAAGACUACUUAUGUGGAAUCCCCUUAAAAGAUUAACUGCUUCAGAAGCAUUAAAACAUAUAUGGAUUCCUAAUGCUUAAACUCCAUAGAAACCUUUGAUUAAAAAGAUCACAAAGGAUGACAUGGAUACUAGUAGAAUAAGUUAAAAUAGUGAUAUUUUGAAUAAGUCUUUAAUCAAUAGUGCAGAUAUUUUGAAUUAAGAGUUAUAAAAUACUUUAAUAAUGAGCAAAUAAAUUGAUUCUGUAUUAGAAAACUCUUAAGGUUCAAAUAAGAAUUUGAGAUUUUCAAUUAACAUAAAAUAAGAAAAAGAUAUUCAAGAUUUUAAAUCUAAACUCAAAUAAUUCAAAUUAGAAUCAUCUACUAAUAUAUAUAGUAGAAUAAAUAAUUGUCAAGCCAAUCCAAUAUAAUUAGUAGGAGCUUGGGAUGAUAAAAAAAGAAAUUCAAUUAAAUUAGAAGAAGAAGAUGAUAUUUUUGGUAUUAAAGUCUGUGGCAGUCACCAUUCUCUAACUUAAUUAGAUGAUCCAUUGUAAUAAGAGUAAUAACCUUAAUGGAACUAAUUAGAUCCUAAACUCUUGUAAGAACUCUCUAAAUAUAAUUUGUGA
Molecule: messenger RNA, 1626 nt
Organism: Paramecium pentaurelia
Lineage: Eukaryota; Ciliophora; Oligohymenophorea; Peniculida; Parameciidae
Source: the annotation of a GenBank genome assembly